AUGUAUAAUGGCCGCGUGGUGAACAUACGUACCCUCUAUCCUGAAUUGUCCGCUAAAAGCUCGAUGAUGAGUGAUUCGCAGCUAGACGAUGCAUUGGGAAAGUAUAUGAGCAAGAAUGCGUACACGGUAAUCUUACGUCUAUGUGACAUCUUGAAAGAUCGCUUUGAUUUUUUCACGUUCCGUAAUGUGCUCAAAUCAAAGGCCGGAGUGGCAAUCAUUCUUAUACCUGACCAAUCCGAUAUUUUGCCUGGGUCACCAGAUGGCUGUACAGAGUCACCGAUGCUUGAUAAAGAUAAUGUGAAGGCGGUAUGUAAAAAUGACAAAAACGGCUUUCACCAGUCCACUCUUAACGCAUUUCAUACCUAUUUGUUAGGAUGGCGUUCAAAAGCCGUGGUAGUUGUUGUCGAGGAAAAUGAACAAUCUUUGAAAGUUAUGCGAACCUAUGGAUCGGAUUCACCAUUAUUCGGAUCAACGGAUAGGUAUCGUAUAUCGUCUAUUUCGAAUAAGAUGAUUGGUGGUUACAAGUCAAUUAACGUGUUUGGUACACUGAAGAGUGCCAAGGACGAAGCCGAUCCCGAGGAAACCACAGAUGGUGAUGAUGAACUAUCAAAAGAUACUGAUAGCAAUCCCCAGUCUAAACGUACAAUAGUUCUGUGCUCCCAUUUUGAUACUUUCUCACUCUUGCAGGGCUACCGAACAUCCGGAACAAACAACAGCGGUUUAAUAGCACUUUUGGAGUUGGCACGGUUACUCGAAGGUGUGGAGCACAACGAAUAUGAUAUUGUCAUACUGAUGACCAGUGGUGCCAUUAUUAAUUUCCAAGGUGCAGUUGCAUUCGCAAACACAUAUAAGAAAAUCGACAAUGUGGAUCUAGUUAUAUGUCUCGACGACUUGACAGGAACAGACCUUUACGUCCAUACUUCUAGCAAACCAACUGACGUUUCACACUUGUUCCAGAACAAUAUUUAUCGCAGUGUAAAGGAGAUAUUCAAAAACGGUGUGAAGGCUGAAGCCAAGGUGUUGUUCUUCCAACAUGAACAAUUCACUCGACAAAAGGUACAUUCCAUAACCUUAACCUCAGUAAAGGACUUGAUACCGUUUCCACUCCGCCAGAAAUCGUUUGAAUACGGUUGCAAUCCCUCAGUACUUGCAGACCACAUUGUUGCUAUAUUCAGGGCUUUAACUGCAACAUUGCAUUGUGGCAGGAUCAAAGUGGACAAGUCAGCAAUAGAAUCCCAUAUACGUGAGUGGGAUUCUAUGCUUGCAAACCCACGUUGCGGGUUGACUAGCGACCUUAGUCAACUUGUUAGUGUCCGGAAGAUCGUAAAAUUCUUGCGCCCGUUAGUGAACGACAUCGAGACGCAAAAGGUCUCCCGUAUGAUAGCCGGUUUUGAGGUUUAUUCUAACGCACCAGUGAAACUGUUGUUCUACAGGAGCUGCAGCACACUGUAUCAUGUCUGCAUCCUGCUUGCAUCGGGGCUCUACAUUUUUGUAAUGUGGUCAAUGAUUCGUGAAUCACCGUUUGCAGCAUGGCGUGAUGUCACACGCGCGGUACAUAUGACAAAGGCACGUAAUACGCGAGACAAUAGCGACCACAAAUCAAGUGAACGGCACCAGUCGAAGAACAAGGGUUCUUAA
Babesia sp. Xinjiang is the source of this 1638-nucleotide messenger RNA. RefSeq lists its product as uncharacterized. The record is from RefSeq and is a predicted model, not a curated record. Lineage: Eukaryota; Apicomplexa; Aconoidasida; Piroplasmida; Babesiidae. Gene Ontology annotation, cellular component: endoplasmic reticulum membrane. Gene Ontology annotation, biological process: regulation of signal transduction. The coding region runs from base 1 to 1638 and encodes 545 amino acids. The transcript has a single exon.